AUGCAAAAAUCAACCGCCAUUCCACUGCCUGUCUUGCCGGAAGAACUCAUCGGCGAGAUCCUCCUGAGUCUUCCGGUGAGGUCCCUCCUUCAAUUCAAGUGUGUGUGCAAAUCAUGGAAAACUCUAAUCUCCAGUUCCCAAUUCGUAAAAAGCCAUCUUCAAAUCUCAACGGCGGAUCGAACCUUGACCAACCAAGCAUGGGUGUUUUCCAUUACUAGAGGACCACGGAACACUGUAUCCUAUCCUUUGAAGCAAUUGUUCGAAAACCCAGCAGCCACUGUUAAACGUGGUACCUCCUUCUACACAGAGGUAAAGUCUUAUUGUAUUAUAGGUUCAUGCAACGGGCUCUUGUGUCUGCUUCAUUGCCUUCCACGUUGUGUCAGACUGUGCAAUCCUUCUCUCCGGAUGAUAUCGAAAACAUCUUCUGUACCUGUUUCACGAAAUUGGUUCAUUAAGCCGUAUGGCUUUGGAUAUGAUCAAGUUAAUGACAACUACAAGGCGCUACUAGUUGUGCAAAGUAAUAAACAUUAUCAUCAAAUUUUGACCAAAAUAUAUACCUUUGGUCAAGAUGAUUCCUGGAAAACAAUUCCCAAUUUCCCUUAUAAUGAUACUAUGCGUACUGGGAAAUUUGUUAGUGGUACUCUGAAUUGGAUAGUUUCUAGUAAAAACAAGAUUCUUUCCUUUGAUAUCGAGACAGAGACUUACAUGGAACUGUUGUUACCUCAAAAUGAUGGUCACAACAUUGUCUACAAACAUAGUGCGCUGUCUGUUUUGAGUGAUCACCUUUGUUUGUCCCACUCUGAUAAUUGUGAUUGGGUUUUGUGGAUGAUGAAAGAGUAUGGAGUUGUUGAGUCAUGGACUAAGUUCAUCGUCGUUUCUUAUGACAAGCUCCUCCAGAACAACCCUUGUAUGGUUGAGCUAAUGUUCAUAUCACAAAAUGGUAUUCUAAUGGUACUAAUCCAUAAUUACGAGCUUAUCGUAUAUAACACAAAUACUGGUGUUGCCUUUAGAACUAUGAAGAGAGUUAGGUAUCCAUGUUUUCACUGUGAGAGUUUGGUAUCACUGCCAUGUUAA
This is a messenger RNA of Lathyrus sativus (Indian pea), 1074 nucleotides long. Lineage: Eukaryota; Viridiplantae; Streptophyta; Magnoliopsida; Fabales; Fabaceae. The record is from the annotation of a GenBank genome assembly.